CCUCUCCCUCUCCCUCCCUCUCCCCUAUCUCCCACUUUCUGUGGAGCCUCAUGUACGUGAUCCUCAGAGCUACACCCAGCCAGGCUACAGGCUCUUCACAGAGGACUGUUCAUCUGGUGACUACUGAUCUCCUUCUUGUAUUUACUCCUGUCUCAUCCUUCCUAUAGUUAGUUUAUUUUAUCUUCUCUGACUUUACUGCACUGCUUGCCUCUCUACUUUUGGUUUUUAUUCAAUUUCAUCCCUCAUUCCUUUUUCCUUUUAUUAGUUUUCAUUCUGGUUCUUUAUACCAGUCUCUCAUCAAGAAGAGGCUAAUUUUAUUUGAAUAUCUAACUGAUUCACUUAAUUUAUUAUUAUUAUUUUUUAUAUUGACCUCUAUAUCCCUUUGUUUUUUAUGAUUUAAGGGAUUUGUUUCAUCCUAUUAUUUUUACAGCCUUCAACUCUGUUAUACCCAACACUUUUAAAACCUGCAGGUACAAUGUGGUCUAACUUUUUCAUGCAGCAGGAAGAGGAUGCUCGAAUGGGUGGGCAUGUGGGAACUGGGGCCGGGGCUGGGGGAGGGGGUGGGCGCAGUAAAAACAGAGCCAGGUCCUCACACAUGAGUGAAAGUCAAGAGGGCAAGAUCAAGAUGGCAUUUUUUGUGGCUAUCGUGGGUGUGACUCUGACCGUGCUGGGCCUGGGCACAGAGUUCUGGGUAGAACUGGCACAGCCCAAACACUUCCAAAAUAGCCAGUCAUGUCAGAUGGUGCACUACGGCCUGUGGAAGGCCUGCACCCGCACACUCUGGGUGUCCGACAUUGACCCGGAGAGAGAGAGCUGCGGCCCUGCAGAGCUGCCUGGAGAAUCUAACUGCACAUACUUUAAGUUCUACACUUCGGGAGAAAAUGCAGUCAUUUUUAAGAAAACAACAGAUAAAAAUUUAAGUCUGGCAUCAGCGAUGCUGGCACUGUUCAGUUUGUUUCUAAUGGUGAUGGGCUCCGUGUGUAUUAUCAUGUCUCUCACGAAGAAUGUACCCUUCCUCCUCAAGCCUGCUUCUGUCUGCUUCCUCAUCUCAGGGAUCCUGAUCCUGCUGUCCAUCAUAGUUUUCCACCAAUCGGUACUGGCAUUGCUGGCGAGUGAUCACAGUGUCCCUCUGCAUUAUGAGCUGUCCUGGUCAGUGGCGUGUGUAGGCUCGGCCGGGGCCAUCCUUCUUGUUGGCGGCAUUCUCUUCCUGUUGCUUUCUUUACCCUUCAAUCCUUUCAAGAAAUGCAUAAUGCACCAGAACAGCAGUGCCUAGCAGACUGGACCAUUUUUUUUUACUUAUAGAUAUUAAUAAGCUGACAGAAUUAAAGACUGACAGGUUACAAAGACUCGCAAUGGUACAUAAAAUUUUCUGGCAAUUGAUUGACCCAGAAUUAGAUUUUGAAACUGCUGAAUUAAGCACUGAGUGGCCACUUUAUUGGUUAAGAUAUAUGAUAUAGUAGAAUAGAGCUUGGGUUGUUUGAUUUUUAUUAGAUAAUAGACACCAAUCAGUUAUUACUGUAAAGGGAUAUAUUCAUGUAAAGCUGCAUUCAUGAUGCCCAGGAACUCCACUCUGAACUUUCUUCUUCCCUCUUCUUACCUCAAAAUCUUCACACACUUCAGCUGUGUAAAGUUGAAGAAAAAAAAAAGUCAUUUGUUGUUUGAUUUCUGUGGGGAUAUAAGAAGUGCUGAAAUAGCUUGGUCCUAUAAAAGUGGAAGUGUGAUGUAUACUAUGGUGGUUCACCACUGAUAGAAGGAAAAGAAACAUGAGUGCGCAGUUUGAUUAAAAAAAAAAAAAAAAAAAAAAAACUGGCACAAAAUUAAUCUUUCAAUUGUUCCACUAUCAAACACAAAUUAAAACAAGUUUGGUUAAAAAUCAUGAAACAAACUACUAGAUAUUUUUAGAUAACUUUCUCCUGUUGGCACUGUUAUGUUGAAAUGACAUUAGAGAAUUCCAGCUUGGAGAAAGUCUGAUUUCAGAGUGGGAAUUGACUUGGAGGGCCGUUCAGAAAUCUCCUGAAACUUUCUGGUUCCCAGUAGACCGUGAAUGCAGCAUUAGCUUUGCACAGUACCCAGAUAAUUGCUGACCUGUAAUGUUCAAGUUAUUAGCCGAAUUUUGCAUUACAUGACUUCAAAGUUCUAAGGUCUAUUGCAUGUUAAACUUCAGCUGUUCCAGACUUUAGUUUGUAAAUGAAGUGUGUUCUCAGACAGCAUGGUAAAAGAGCAAGAAGUAGCAUUUUUACAUUUCGUUCUCAUUAGCUUUAAGUAAUACGGCCCACCUCUCACUCUGGAACAUUCCACACCAUUUUAUGCUCAUUGUCCUUCAAACACUAUAUUGCCAAAAGUAUUGGGACACCCCUACGCAUCGUUGAAUUCAGGUGUUCCAAUCACUUCCAUGGCCACAGAUGUAUAAAAUCAAGCACCUAGGCAUGCAGACUGCUUCUACAAAGAAUGAAUGGAUCGCUCUCAGGAGCUCAGUGAAUUCAAGCGUGGUACCAUGAUAGGUUGGCACCUGUGCAAGAAGUCCAUUCGUGAAAUUUCCUCACUACUAAAUAUUCCACGAUCACCUGUUAGUGGUAUUAUAACAAAGUGGAAGCAAUUGGGAGCAACAGCAACUCAGCCAUGAAGUGGUAGGCCAUGUAAAAUCACAGAGCGGGGUCAGCGCAUGCUGAGGCCCACAGUGCACAGAAGUCGCCAACUUUCUGCAGAGUCAAUAGCUACAGACCUCCGAACUUCAUGUGGCCUUCAGAUUAGCUCAAGAACAGUGCGGUGCGUAGAGAACUUCAUGGAAUGGGUUUCCAUGGCCGAGCAGCUGCAUCCAAGCCUUACAUCAACAAGUGCAAUGCAAAGCACGCCGCCACUGGACUCUAGAGCAGUGAAGACGUGUUCUCUGGAGUGACGAAUCACGUUUCUCUGUCUGGCAAGCCGAUGGACGAGUCUGGGUUUGGCAGUUGCCAGGAGAACGGUACUUGCCUGACUGCAUUGUGCCAGGUGUAAAGUUUGGUGGAGGGGGGAUUAUGGCGUGGGGUUGUUUUUCAGGGGUUGGGCUUGGCCCCUUAGUUCCAGUGAAAGGAACUCUUAAUGCUUCAGCAUACCAAGACAUUUUGGACAAUUGCAUGCUCCCAACUUUGUGGGAACAGUUUGGGGAUGGCCCCUUCCUUUUCCAACAUGACUGCGCACCAGUGCACAAAGCAAGGUCCAUAAAGACAUGGAUGAGUGAGUUUGGUGUGGAGAAACUUGACUGGCACAGAGUCCUGACCUCAACACGACAGAACACCUUUGGGAUGAAUUAGAGCGGAGACUGAGAGCCAGGCCUUCUCGUCCAACAUCAGUGCCUGACCUCACAAAUACGCUUCUAGAAGAAUGGUCAAAAAUUCCCAUAAACACACUCCUAAACCUUGUGGAAAGCCUUCCCAGAAGAGUUGAAGCUGUUAUAGCUGCAAAGGGUGGGCUAACUCCAUAUUAAACCCUACGGAUUAAGAAUGGGAUGUCAUUAAAGUUCACGUGCAUGUAAAAGCAGACAUCCCAAAACUUUUGGCAAUAUAGUGUAUCAGAUUUUAAUGGAAAAUUUUAUUUACUGUACCUGAAAUUUUCUUUGCAUUUUACCUGUAGUCAUUCCCAACAGGUUCAAGUGGUGGGCUUUGUCUGGCAAGGUUUGAAAGCUUUGUCAGGAAAAUACUUCAGUGCACUCUCAUAUAUCCUUUGGUUAGAAUUGGGUUAGAAGCUAUUUACUGUGGUGGCCUGUAAGUACAAAAUAACAGAUACAGCAAAUCAGUAAACACAACAACAAAACCCAAACGCAACAGCAGAUUCAGCAACAUGACAGUAAAUGACAGUUCAUAUUGCUGUGUUUCUGAAUUCGCUGCUGUGUUUUAGUGUUGUUGUUGUGGUUUCUGAUUUGCUGUUACGUUUUUUUGUUUUUUUGUUUUGCACUUACAUGCCACUGCAAUUUACCUAAUAGUUUACCUGUAGUUUUAGUUUGUAGUGCAUUGUGACUGUCCAAUGUAGUGGCAAUAGCUCAUUGUACUCUUAGUGACUUACAUACUUUCUACUUUCUACUUUCUACUUGUACCUGUGUUUGGGUCCCCUAGUAGAACAUCUGGCUGUAUGGUGGCAGCUUGCAGACUUGUUUAGUAGCUAUUAUGCUGAUCUGCAAGAGCUCAGAGUGUGUGUCAGUGCUGUGGGUAAAGGGACGCAUCAAAGGGAUGUGAUUAAGAUCAAAGAAAUGAGAUCAUACAUGAAAAUCUCAGAUUCACAGAUGAGAGAGUGCAUUAAGAAGUCACAUGGUAAUAUUAGCUACAUUUUUUUCUUUUAAUAUUCAUUGUCCUUUCAGCAGGAAGCUUGGUCUUGCUUUGUAUUUGGGUCUCUAUGCCAGCACUGUAUAGUAUUUUCCCCGCAGCUAUACUGUUUAAUAAUUAAAGAGUAAAAUGCCUGGGGAAUGUUACAGAAGAGCUGAAGGAGUUUUAUAUUGUGCUGGUUGGUCGGACACAUCUAAAUCCCAUUUGAUUUCAUUAUCAGCCAACAUACAGUGCUAUGUGAAUAUGUAUUAUGGGUUAGCAAAAAUCAGUCCAGCUUAACAAAGCUGGUGUCAGCUUUAUAACCUUCAGCUAAAUUUUAUGCCGCUUGUGGCAUAUAAUAAAUAAAUAACAUGAAACAUUUCUAAACCAGUCAAUAAGUCUUUCAGAUUUCUGAAGUCUACAUGCUCUUCAAUUUGAUACUUGGCAAUGGUAUGCUAGAAUACUGCUUAUUAGUGGCUUUGAAUGUUUCGAAAUUAAUAUUUAUUCUGUCUUAAAUUAUGGAAAAUGUGUGUUCUGUAUGUUCUUACUGUAUGAAAUGUAAAUGAUGUAUGAUGUAUUUUUUUGACUUUGUAUUAUACACAGACCUUACACACAGGCUGUAAAUAAUGUGUUUAUAUUUCACUCUGGAAAGCUUCUUUUUCAUUUUCACCCUGUUAAUAACCCUUUCCACUGUUAAUAUAACUCUUUUUUUCAGGUCCUUGUUUGUUGCAAUGUAUAUGUCACCUUCACUGUAUAGUUUUGCUUGAGAAUUAAAUCUUUUGCACACAGGA
Pangasianodon hypophthalmus (striped catfish) is the source of this 5065-nucleotide messenger RNA. RefSeq names its product calcium channel, voltage-dependent, gamma subunit 6b (gene cacng6b). Gene Ontology annotation, cellular component: L-type voltage-gated calcium channel complex; membrane. Lineage: Eukaryota; Metazoa; Chordata; Actinopteri; Siluriformes; Pangasiidae. The transcript has 5 exons. The record is from RefSeq and is a predicted model, not a curated record. Bases 476 to 1273 code for a protein of 265 amino acids. Gene Ontology annotation, molecular function: calcium channel regulator activity. Gene Ontology annotation, biological process: regulation of calcium ion transmembrane transport via high voltage-gated calcium channel.